This is a messenger RNA of Leguminivora glycinivorella, 1705 nucleotides long. It is a transcript of the gene nhr, whose product is annotated as nuclear receptor subfamily 2 group C member 1-B. Gene Ontology annotation, biological process: cell differentiation; regulation of transcription by RNA polymerase II; anatomical structure development. The record is from RefSeq and is a predicted model, not a curated record. The transcript is spliced from 13 exons. Gene Ontology annotation, molecular function: zinc ion binding; RNA polymerase II cis-regulatory region sequence-specific DNA binding; nuclear receptor activity. Lineage: Eukaryota; Metazoa; Arthropoda; Insecta; Lepidoptera; Tortricidae. The coding region runs from base 194 to 1609 and encodes 471 amino acids.
UUUGUUGAGUGCAUUUCAUUCUCCUCCAUUAACUAUAUUUUCUUUUUAUUGUAUUUGUAUUAUCGUCGCCUUAUUUGACUAUUUUCAAUUUUAAAAUUACUAUGCAUCUCUAUCAUAAGUAGCGUACGUGACCAGAAAACGCAAACGCGUGUGUUUUCCAAAGAAAGAUAACAUCUCCGUCCUCGUAAAAAAUAUGGAUGGUCAGGACCAGAUGGAGAUGAAAUUCAGCGGAGGCAGUGAGGUGGGCGGCUUGGAGCUCUGCAUUGUGUGCGGAGAUCGAGCGUCUGGGAGACACUAUGGGGCAAUCAGUUGUGAAGGUUGCAAAGGCUUCUUCAAGCGGAGCAUCCGCAAGAAGCUGGGCUACCAAUGCCGGGGCAGCAUGAACUGCGAAGUGACCAAACACCACCGCAACCGCUGUCAGUACUGCAGGUUGCAGAAGUGCCUCGCCUGCGGGAUGCGGAGUGACUCGGUCCAGCACGAGCGGAAGCCGAUCGUGGACAAGGUGAAGCCCGAGCGCGGCGAGGGGCUCCACGAGAGACAGGCGUAUUCGAAGCUGCUGGGAUUGGCCGGGCAGCAGGGACAGAUAAACCCAAAGGAAGAGCCAAGUGAAUUCGGAGCGGUAUCGCCUGCAGCACCCGCCAUCAACUUUGCACUUGCUGCUGCCGUCGCUUUUAACAAAGGAAACCCAGUGCCGGGUUACUUGGGAGCUGGUGACAUGGAGGGCGCGCGCCGACAACAACUUUUAUUGCAGACUCAGCUCGCCAAGAAUCUGUUCAAGAUGGGACAGUUUGGAGCUAUCAACGAGUACUUGCAAUCAGCAUAUGCGGCUCCAGAGGCGCCCCUCGCGCCGCAAGCCGACGCUCCACAGCCGGAAGUAGUGGACCCUUCAGCGGUCCUAUCUACUCCAGAAUCACUAACCCUACACAUGGCCCUGCCCGGAGGCGCGCCGCCUCACCUGAGACUGCAUGCUGUAUGCGAAGCCGGAGCUAGACUGUUGGCAGCCAUCAGUCGCUGGUUACUCGCUAUACCUGCAGCUAGGGCUUUACCGUUCGAGAUCCAAGUGACCCUGCUCAAGAAAUGCUGGCCGGAGCUUUUCGUGCUCGGCCUAGCGAAGCUGUCGUCAGCAUUGCAGCUGACCGCACUGCUGCCACAGAUGGUGGCGCACCUGCAGGCCGUGCUGCGCGAGCGAGCCGGCAACACCGAGUGCGAGCGAGAGCGCGGCGCCGAGAUAACCACGGCGGAUUAUUCGGACGAGCGAGUAUCCGAAGUUAGCAACAUGUUGACUCGCUUGCAGCAGUACAUCGGCAAUAUGGAACAACUGCGAGUGAGCGACAGAGAGCAUGCACACCUCCGAGCGCUUUGUCUAUUUUCUCCAGAUGGCGCCCCAGACUUCCUAACCAAGAAGCUUCGUGAACUCCAAUCUUCCGUUCUUCGCUCACUUCGUACACUCUGCGCUCCGGACGAAGAGCGCUGCGCAACAUUAUUGCUGCAACUGCCAGUGCUGCGAGCUUUCACUGGACCCUUCCUUGAGGAUGUGUUCUUUGUUGGAUUCGUUGGCGAUGUCAGCAUUGACGACGUCGUUCCGUACUUACUCAACGCCGAACGCUGAGGUAAUUCCAACGACAGCAAAUUUGCCGAGGUAAUCGUGUAUUAGCCUAAACUUAUAAAAUGUAUUUUUAUAUGGAUAUUGUAUAAGACAUAAAAU